AGAUGGAAAGUCUGUAAAAUGGAUAGUUGAAAGUGCUUUUGCCGACUGUGAAUAAAAUCAUUUGUGAAACGUUUUGCCGCUUGACGGAUGAAGUUAUUUUAUGAGAUUUCAAAACUUUCGUCUAAAAACAGUUUACAAACUUAGUUUGUUUGAUGGGUAGUGAUAACAGUGCAUUAAUAUUAAGUUUUCUACCAAAAAUUUGGAAAAAAGUCUGAAUUUGACUGUAUCAAAUUCCAUUGGCUUACCUUUAUAGAUGUUGAAGUAUAGUGCAAUGUGAUCACGUAAUGGCGGGUAAGGCGUUACAGUGGAAAUUGGUGGCGAAUCCUACUGGACCUCAGCCCCGUCCAAGACAUGGACAUCGUGCAGUUGCAAUUAAAGACUUAAUGGUAGUCUUCGGGGGCGGUAAUGAAGGAAUAGUUGAUGAACUUCAUGUUUAUAACACAGCAACAAAUCAAUGGUUUGUUCCUGUAACAAAAGGGGAUGUACCCCCAGGAUGUGCUGCAUAUGGUUUUGUAGUUGAUGGAACUAGGCUCUUGGUUUUCGGAGGAAUGGUAGAAUAUGGAAAAUAUAGUAAUGAACUGUAUGAAUUGCAGGCUUCCAAAUGGGAAUGGAAAAAAUUGAAGCCAAAGCAACCAAAACUGGGACCUCCUCCUUGUCCAAGAUUGGGGCACAGUUUUACUUUAGUAAAUUCAAAAGUGUACCUGUUUGGUGGUUUGGCUAAUGACAGUGCUGACCCCAAAAACAAUGUUCCCAGAUACUUGAAUGAUCUUUAUACAUUAGAUAUUCGCAGUAAUCCUGUGCAAUGGGAUAUCCCUCAGACAAAUGGGCCAGCUCCUCCUCCUAGAGAAUCUCACACUGGAGUGGCUUAUAUUGAUAAAAAGAAGGGACGUUCAUUUUUAGUUAUUUAUGGCGGUAUGAGUGGAUGUAGAUUAGGAGACUUGUGGAUUCUAGAUACAGAAACGAUGACUUGGGUGAAGCCACAAGUAUCUGGAAUAACUCCUCUUCCAAGAUCUUUGCACACAUCUACUCUAAUUGGUCAUAGGAUGUUUGUUUUUGGAGGUUGGGUUCCACUUGUAGCAGAUGAAGUAAAAACUGCUACUAAUGAAAAAGAAUGGCAGUGCACAAGCACAAUGGCUUGUUUAAAUUUAGAAACAAUGAAUUGGGAUGAACUGGAUAUUCAAGUCGAAUCGGAAGCUAACUUACCAUGUGCCAGAGCAGGUCAUUGUGCAGUAGGGAUUAGCACUAGACUCUACAUUUGGUCAGGCCGAGAUGGAUACCGAAAAGCAUGGAAAAAUCAAGUAUGCUGCAAAGAUUUGUGGUACCUCGAAGUAGAUGUUCCUCCAGCACCUACUAGAGUAGCAUUGGUUAAAGCAGGAACCCAUAGUCUUGAAGUUAACUGGACAGGCUCUCCCUCAGUUCAGCAUUACAUUUUACAGAUUCAAAAAUAUGAUUUACCUCCACCUCAGUCCUCUUCUACUCCAAAGCUUCCACCAGCAUCUUCUCUAGCAAGUACCAACCAAACAUUUUCGCCUCUAGUGAACACGUCUUCAAGCAAUCCACCUACACCCACAAUUGUGAAAACAGCUCCAGUAGUCAACCAAAUACUUUCACCAAAAAAUGUUUCACCACUUGCAAAAGGACCUCCAGUUAAGAUUCAAAAUACUGCUGGUACUAUAAUUCGUCAAACAAGCCCGCAGGUAGCCGGAAAACAGUUGAUCGUAAAACAGGGUGGAAAUAUUAUACAAAAAGCUGGUGUUCAGCAACAAGUUGUCACUUUGGUUAAAACUAGCACAGGUAUGACAUUGGCAACUUUGCCAAAAGGGGGUAAUAUUGUACAAGGUAAAACUGUCUUACCUCAGCAACCUAAAAACACUAUUGUGAAAAUUGUUCCCAGUAAUCCAGCCAACAAAGUGCUCACAACUCUAAAAACUAUUCCUUCAAAUAUGUUGCAAAUGAAUAAAACAACUGGAAAAUUGGUUCUUUCAAAAGGAGCUGCAGGACAAAUUCCAACAAUAGGUAACCAGCAAGUAUUGGUAGUUAGCUCUAAUGCUGGUUUAAAAAAUAUACAAACGUUUACCAAUGCCCAAGCAGUUAAUUUAGGUAAUGUAAAAACUACUUCUAUUAACGCUCAACCAGUUGUUACUGCUUCAUCUCUAACCAGCCUACAGGGUGUUAAAAUUGGUGGAAAACCUAUAACUAUUUCUAUGCCCAUGCAAGUUGUAGGAUCUCCAAAGACAGUUACACUUUCUAAAAAUACAAAACAGGUAAUGAUUGGAGGCAAGCAAGUUACAGUUCAAAUGGCUACUGGGGGUAACAAAACCUUGACAUUGGUGCAACCUAAUCAAGCUGGUGUGAGCAAGAUAGUGCGAUUACCUAUCAGUUCAACAAUUAAUCAAUCAAAUAGUGUAGAACAACCUAAAUUGAUGGUUGUAUCAAGACCCAAACAACCCACUGCUACCAUAGCCUCAACGUCAUUCGACGGUCCAGCUACAACAGAUGCUGCCUUAGCGGCUUUAGCAGCAGAGGCGGGUCUUAUAGAUCCAGAGCCAGAAAAACUUGGGUCCAUAAAAACGACAGAUGGAAAUGAAACUGAAAGCACUGAUAAGUCAUCAAUUGAUUUAUCUGAUGAGGCAGGCAAUUCACAAGAUCCCAUUUCUGUAACACCAAUGGAAACCACAGCAGGACUUUUGGGAGGUGGUUUCAUUAUGCCAAAACUUGGACUAAAAGGUGGUUCAAAAAUACAGAGACCUCCUAAAGGAUUUAGGUAUCGGCUAGGAUUAUAUGGUGGUAGUAAAGAUGAAUUAGAUAAUGAAAUGAAACCUUCCACAACUACAGCAGAAGCUGAUUCUACAGAAGCUGCUGUCAAUGGAGCACUGAAACAAGCCGAAACAGAGGAGCGUGAAAAAAUGGACUGUGAUGUGGAAGGUAAACCAGAUUUAACAGAUGAAAAAAAUGAAGACCCUGAUAUCAGUUCUGAAGAAAACAUGGAGAACAACGAUACAAAUUCAGAAUCAUCAAAAAUGGAAGCUGAUAGUGGAUUAGAGUCCACUUCUGAAUCAAACAUUUUAAAACCUGAAGAAACGCCUGAAGAACUAAAAAAAGAAGAUACUCCAAGUGAAGAUCCUUUAGCUGCAUUAGCUUCGGCUGCUUUGGAUCAUUCUAAAGAAAUUAAAAAGACUGAAAAUAAUAAUGUGAAUGACCCUGAGCUUCCCGCUAAAGACACUUGGUAUACUGUUGGUUUUAUUAAAGGAAGUAGUUGUGAUGUACAAAGUUACUUUUUAUUAAACGACAAUACUGCUGAUCUGUCAUUAGACAAUUUACCUGAAACUCUUAACUAUCCAUCGAUCAAUUUGGAACCAGGGACUGCUUACAAAUUCAGAGUGGCUGGAAUCAACUCCGUUGGUCGAGGCGAAUGGAGUGAGGUAUCCGCGUUUAAGACAUGUCUACCUGGUUUCCCAGGGGCACCCUCUGCAAUCAAAAUCGCCAAGUCCGGAGAUGGCGCUCAUCUUUCUUGGGAACCACCAAGUGCCAAUCAAGGAGAAAUUCUUGAAUAUUCUGUCUAUUUGGCUGUGCGAGGAAAGGAUAAGGGAAAUCCUCCUGGUCAAUUAGCAUUUGUAAGAGUGUAUUGUGGGCCAAGCAAUCAGUGUGUUGUGAGUAACACUUCCCUAUCUGCCGCCCACUUGGACACAACGACCAAGGCUGCAAUCAUUUUUCGUAUUGCUGCUAAAAAUGACAAAGGAUAUGGACCUGCCACUCAGGUUAGGUGGUUACAAGAUCCUCAAUCAACCAACAAGGCCACAAAACGUCUACCCGAAUCACAACAACAAAGUGUUAAAAAAAUUAAAUAUGAUAAAGAUGAAAUGUAAAAAUAUAGGGACAAGUGUGAUACGUAAAUGAUGCUUAGUGUUGAGUCAAAUGGAAAAUUUAUUUGUUGAUUAACUUGACGAAAGUUUAAGGUUGGAAUCGAAAAAGUCUCUAGUUGGGUGUAAAAUUUACUAUUAACAUUUACGAGUGUUUUACAACUUUGAGCGAUUCAUUCCACCAGAAAAAAGUAUAAUUUCAUUCAAAGCUUUUAAUUUUAUUGAAUGUAAUUUCCGAGAAAUUGUUUAUUAUUUUAAUAUGAUUUUGUAUAGUAUUUUCUAUUUCUACAAAUCCAUUUAUGGCAACUUUACAAGCUUGUGUUAUUUUUUUAAAUGUAUUUAAUCUGCUUGUUCAAUCCUCAUCCGUACCUAUAGAAUCGUUUUAAUAUUUCAUUUUUUUAAUAUACAAACUUUAUACAGACACUUUAUGAUGAAUAAAUAAUUUUUACAACUCCAUUGAAAAAUAUUUAUCCACUAAAUCAUUUUGAUAUGGUCAUAACGAUGGUAAAUAUCAGAAAAGGUUUUGGGGAAAACUUGCAAAGCAUAAUCGAUAAUUUCGAUAUUUUGAUUGUGGAAAUUUUGAUAUAUUUAUAAAUAACAUUGAGUCCUUCAUUUAUUUUAUUAAUCACAGUGCAAUCGAUUCUUACAAAUCGGUAUAGUCUAUUACGUUGUAUUAUUGUACCUUCUGAAGGUAUUUUUAUAUGUUCACCGUCGGUCUCAAACUUUUUAACUUUUCAUUUACAUUACAUGCCUUUCUCCCCGGUUAGGAUGUAUUUUAUUGAAGUAACAGUACAACGGAAUCUGAAUAGUAAGCAUAUAAACGGAUAUACGUAUAUACGAUGUUUGCUCUAAAAUUGAAGUUGAAUAAUAACUUUAUAUUAAUAAUUAAACAGAUAUUACAAUAUGGUAUCCUUCAAAAUACUCUCUCUGAGACAAGAUGUACUUCUGCCAACGCAGUUUAUUAUAUUGUUGAAAGUCUUUUCAGUUUUGAUGCUGUUCAGUUGUGGUGUCGUUUCUGCCUUGAUGGCUUCCACAUCUUUCAAAUGUCGUCACCUAAGUACCAUUUUGCAUUUCGGAAACUUGAAGUCACAAAGAGGUAAAUCGGGGGAAUAAGGCGGGAGGUCUGUCGCGGUUCAAAAACUGAAUGAGCGACGUGGGAGCGGGCGAAUUUUCGUGAUUCACCUGCCCCCUUGUGCCAAGUUCAGUCGAACUUGAUCCACACGCGCUCUAAAACAUCUCACAAAUUCAACGUAAAAAUUUCCGUUCACUCUCUGGCCGGGAGAUUUGAGCUUCACAUCGAAUUCGUAAAACCAAGACUCGUAUCCAGUGAUGACUCUGUUGAGGAAGUCCCCUCUUUCUUCUGCUUCGAACCAAUCGUCACACGAAUCUCAACCAUAUUUGCUUUCUGCUCUGGAGUAGGAUUUUCGCACACAAGUUUUUCAUUCCAAAUUUUUUGUCAGAAUUUCGUGAACGAUUAUUUCGGGGAUUAACAGCUCGUCAACUAUCAUCCCAACUGUCAAUUUACGGUCUUUUAGAACACAAGUUUGCAUUCGAACAUUUUUACUAGAACUCUAUGUCGAAGGGCGUCCUAGGCGAGCCUCCUUUCAUCUAUUUUCGGCCUUCCCGGAACCUCUUUAACCACUUGUUAACGGUUGGUUCCUUCAGAGAAUUGUCUGCGUAAACUUAUUUCAAACAUUCACGGCAAUUUUUGCACAGCUUUGCAUGAAACGUGAUGAUGUGCUGUUUCUCAAUCAAGGAGAGCUCCCUGCUGACGGCAGGUGAAACAGAGUAACUUUCAACAAGUAGCCGCUCACUCCUACUUACACACAGAGCGCUCUAAUGCAGCAGUGCAACCUGUAAAAUAAAGUUAUUAUUAAAUUUUAAUACGUAUUCUCCAAUAUACGGAUUUCUGUUAGUAUGUAUCACUUAUUUGGUAUCAAUAUAGUUGAAUCUUACUCUGAAAUUUCUUAUUCUACAUCAAAGUUCACAAUUAUAUUAUCUGAUCCUUCGAGCUGGACGGGAAACAGCGACCUAUGCCAGGCUCUAAUGACCAGUCAUUGUGAUCCUUGGUACAAUAAUAGAAAAAAUCAUCAAUGUUUCAGAAAUUCCAAUAAUUUUUUCGUUAGACAACUGUGCUUAUAUUAACCCAUUAAUGCCCAACACUUUUUUUUCAAAAUCUUUUUUAAUUGAUAUUGUUUCAAAAUGGUAUUGAGUAAAUAAAUCAUCAUCAAUGGAGUUACGUCCAAGCAUCCAAAGUUGCUUCUGAUCAAUUAAGGAGUGAUUACUACCAAACAAUUCAGGAUUUAAAUCGGAUAAUGAUAUCAAAUAGUCUUGAAAUUUAUUUUUAAAAAUCUACAGUCUGAAUUAAAAUUUAUUUUAAUAUAUUCUGAAAGUGUUUCUCCUAAAGUGAAAAAUCUAUAUUUUUUUUAGUUGAUAGUACCAAUAAAACGUUUCCGGUGGAGUGAAAUAUUUCAUUAUAUUUAAUUUCAUUUUUCACUAUUAAUUGAUCUAACCAAUCCAAACCAAGCUGAAAUCUCCCUGUAUAAGCUAGGUGUGGUUCAUGACCUAUAUGUGGGUAUGAAUUGGUCGAUCAAAUCGAUUCCUCCUAUAUGAACUAGAGUCAUUUGAAUAUAGAUUCUUUUAGAAUACCUAUUCGCGGAUUUUGGGGCCCUACACACAAUUAUCAAAACUGAAACGACAUUAUUGUUAUUUCAUUGGUACAUUCAAUUUCCCGUUGGAAAUCAUUUGACAUUUACCCCAUUCUUCUAAAGAAAAUUAAUGUUUAUAUCAUGUAGAGGUAGUUUUUUAUAAUUUACUUUAUUUUCACGUAAUGUCCCUAUUCCUACAUGACUUUUUUGUUAAGUUGAUAAAAGUUAUAUUCUCAAUUUCGAAAAUAUACUUUUUUUUUCACACAUUUUCGUUGUAAAAUUCAAUUCAGAUUGUAUAUAAUAAAGAUAUAGCAAAAUACGAAGUUUUUCAGUUUUUCCUGAAAAAAAAGCAGCAACUUUAGUUGCUUCAAAAUUUGAACAUAAUUUUUUGAACAUAGUAAAAGAAAGGAAUCGUAAAUAUGAGAAUAAUAGCUCUGUUAGAUGAAAAAAACUUUUCUUUUUAUAUAAUGAAAUCAAGCAGGUAACUGACAAAAAAAGAGUUACCCAAAAUAAAUUCUUUCACUAUGAGUCACAUGAUACUGUCGACUAAACUAUCUGUUGAUUUUUUUCCUUCAUCCUUUUAACGUUUUUCUUAAAACUGAAAAUUUUCUAUUUCUAGAAAAUUCUGAAUUGUCGUGCAACUUUGGUCACUAAUGGGUUAAGAAAAUUUAGAACUUAAUAUUCAGUAGUACCCCAUUUUUUUACUGAUCGUUAGAUAUUGACAUUAACAAUUGGUUAAGUAGGAGUCAAUCUAGCAUGAAGAAAUGCGAGUGAAUCAUUUUUUUGUAAAAUUUUUAAGGGGUAACAAGACUGUAAGCCUGAUUUUUGAAGAUCAUUUUUGGAAUUUUUUUUCAAAAAACUUUAUCAGAUACAAAAUCUAAUUAGAUGACUUCAUUAAAUAUGUUUUGAAGUAAUUAAAUUAAUUUUUACAGAGUGUUCAAAAACAAAAUGGCGUCAAUAUAGAGCUAUAAGCAUAAGAGGAAUUUUCAGAGAAGUUCCACUACAACCGACUUUUCUUAAUGUUUGAACUCAAAGCAAGAGAAGUUAUGUAGGGGUUUCAAAAACUAUCAAAAUUUAAGAAAAUGGCGGAAGUUCGAAAAAAAAUUUUUCGUAAAAAAAAUAAUGAAAAAUAGGUCAUAAAACAGAAAGUUUUCAAUUUAUUAUUAAAAUCCUACAUAGUUUGGUAGAACUAGAAGUUGUGGAUCAAAAUUGGCUGAAUAAUUGUGGCGGUAGUGUUGAAAAAUUGAUUUCGAGAAAAACGCGUUUAAAGUUUGAAAACGGGACGACUAGCGUCAAACUGACGCUACACUAACACAAAGACAGUUCAUUAUCUCACUAGUGCCACCCAUAGUUAGCCGUGUCUACUAUUUACUAGUAGAAAUAGUCGCUAAGGGAUAGGUGAGGGGGGUAAUCGAUAGACGCGCCGCGUUCACCCGAUCGUGCAAUAUACCUAGCGCCCGAUUCUCAUAACUGAGAGAAAAAUCUUUUUUUCGAAAAAUUAUUCGAGGGCGUCAUUUUUAACAUAAUUCCCUACCAUUUUAGUUAAAAAAAAGACAUUGACAUUUUACAGUAGUGUUACCCCUUAAAUAUAAUCUUGUACCCGCUAUAUUUUUAUUAUACUGGAGCUUUCUGUUAUUUUAUUCCAUUGAAGAUUUUUUUCAUAUUUUACAAUAUAGUGCAAGCGUCAGUAGUGAAUCGUUUGCAUUUUAUGAUUCAUGUAAUUUGAUAGUUUACUGAUUUCGUUCAUUUCUGCGCCUAUUUCUAUUCUAGUUAAUCUGUAAAGAAAAAUGUUUGAUAAAAUAAGAAUAGUGGUUGGUACACAGUGUGGUUAUCACAUGGUAAUAUUGUUUAGUUUUUUUGAAUUUUUGAAUGUCUUUAGCCAUCAGAUGAAUCUGUAUGUUCAUAUUUAAGGCAUUAUUCACUCAAUUACACUGUCUGGUCUUUCGAGCUUUUCAUACCCAGCGGACGGACCAGACAGUGUAAUUGUGAGAAAUUGCGUAAUUUUAGUUAUCGAGUGUUCGGUAUCAAUAUCGCCAACGGUUCCAGAAAUUCCAAUUUACUACGUUCAUUCAUAUAUAUGUGUAAAUAACUGGAAUUUCUACUUGAUUUCAAAGCACUAUUUCAAAAUAUGGAUUCCGUGUUAUGAACUGAUAAUAAAAUAAACAUUCCAGUAAAUAAAACGAAUGUUAUUUACUGAUUAUAAGCUGAAAUUUCUUUAUAUUCAAGAUGUAAACUGAAAUUCAAUAACUAUUUGAAUAUGGAUUAUUAAAGUAUAACAUUUACAUAUUUUUAUUGGUGAAUCAUUUUGCUAUAAUAAUUUUUGAAAUGUUUAUAAGUUUAAAUUACAAAUAAUGUCACUGUGGUAUCCACACUGUUAAGUUGGAAUUUCUGGAAUCGUUGGAGAUUCCAUACUGAACACACUGUUUACACUACAAUUACAAUUGCGUUUCGAUAAUCGUCUUCAGAGAGUGAAGGUAAACUUAAACCUAAUAACUUUACUGAUAGGGACAAAGGGUCAAUUCUGUACAGCCCAUUCUAUAGUUUAGUAGUAUAAAUGUGCAGAUUUCCGCCAAAGAGGUUUUCUCGCUGGAAUUAAUUUUCGCGGGAGGCUUGCUGGUGGGAAAAUUCAGUUUAAAACAGGUAAGUCAAGUAAUUAGUUUUUAGUUUACCUUCAGUUUCUGAAGACGAUAACUUGGUUAUCGAAACGCGCAUCAGACCGUGUAAUUGUGAGUGUUGAUGUAAUGUGUUCAGUAUGUAUCCACACUGUGUAUUGGUCUAAUAGCCAUUUCGUCUUAUAUAUCAUUUAGAGGCUCAAAAAUAUGGUAUCUGUCAAUUCCCACUAAUGAAAAAGCUAAUGGAAAUUUUAAUAAAAUUGGUUCUUAUAUAUAAUUAGUUGUUUUAUUGUGUUGUACAAUAAAUAUUUAAAAUUGAACAUUUUUUAAAGCGGAAACUAUUCAAUAAUGAUGAAAUAAUAUUGUAUAGUGUCUAUAACUAUAAUUUUUCACCAUUGAGAAACUAGUGAACAAAACUCAUGGAUACAAUUGAAAAAUAAACGUUUCGUCAUUGAAAGUGGAAAUUGAUUUUCACAUUUGGUAUUUAGUGGAAUAAUGGUAAUGACUAUAUAAAUUCAUGGCAAUAUUUGUACGUUUUCCUCUCACUCAAAAUUUAUUUAUCAGUUGAAAAAUUCUAAGUUCCAUAUCAAAUUGAACAUUUUAGGCUCAACGUUGUAGAGUUCAAAUAAAAGCUUUGUAUAUAAAAGUUUUAUAUAUUUUUAAAAGUUAACUUAUAUUUCAAUUAAAAUAAAAUAAAAUUUUUUUACGUGCACAAAUUUUUAUUAAAAUUAUUUGGCAGUAGCUGUACAACACUCUUGUAAAACACAAAAUUAUUAAAUGUAAAUUAGUAUUGCAAAAACGGGCUACAAGUUUCAAAUAUUUUGGCCCUUUUAUCAUUUUUAUCACGGUUAUUCUAAAAUAUACAAUUUUAAUAUAUUUUGUGUUAGAAAAUUAAAUAAAUUUGAACAAAUGAUAUGUGGUGGUCGUUUGUGUGUAUUGUUUGAUGAAAGAUUUUGUAACAUUUGUAGAAAUCAGUAAUAAAUACAUUUAAGGUGCUUACGACGUCUAAGUAAGGAUAAAACUAGACCAAGAAACAAAUUUUUUGAAAAUAUUGAUUAUAUUUGUUACCAAAAUUUUAAAUUCAUUAAUCCAAUGGAAAAAAAAGAUCAAAUAAUUGAAUUUUUAUCCUAAAUGCUCAAAAUAUACCGUUUUGUUUACCAACUCCAAUUACCAGAGUUUUCAUUUGUUUUUAUCUUAAUGUUUUGAAGACUUUAGAUUUAGAAUAGUUAUUUAUGUGCUUAUUUAGUUAUACAGAAUAGGGUGGUUCGAAAAAAUUCCAUUACCAUUCAAAAGUUGCAGCUUGUUACGUAAUUAUCAUCUUUAAUACGCUCAUGUAGCUUUAAGUAGAAAAGAAGAUUGAAAUUGAAAAAAAAAUUAAAUUUGCCUAAAAUAUAUAUCUACGCCUUUUUUUCUGUCCAAUUGCAAUAGAACUACAAUAUGUAAUGGGUGUUCGAUAAAAAAUAAUCGUUUUAUGUUUUUUAUAUUAUCCUUAGGCCUGAAAUAGUGCAAAAUCAGCCAUCAAUUUGAUAUUUCAACUAAAUUUUAUAGAUAAACUAAAAUUUAAUUUGAAAUACCUUGGCAUGGUCAAAAUGUUGUUCUUCAUACCUUUUUUAUCGUGACCGGAUUGUUGAAUAUGUUUUUCUUUCUAAUUAAAAGAUAGUAAAUUUGUGUGCAGCUCUUAGCUCGUUUCAAAAAAUGACUACCCUGAACUCACUACGAGGAGGUAGCUGCACUUCGAGUUCUACCCUGCCCAUCCAAUUGUAGGGAGGGUUUUGUAGUAUAUACACAAUGUACAUUUUACAUUUACAGUUUGAAAUAGUAUCUCAGUAAUUAGAACUUGAAGGUGAAUUCUAAUCAUGAGGCAUUGGUUUGGAUUACCUUUUGAAGUUGAACGAUGGCAUAACUGAUCUUGAGAGCAAUGAUGAUUUUAUGAAACCAUCUUGUAGUUCCUUCCCCGAAACCUUUGUACAAAACUGUGUUACCAGUUUCACUAUUCUUACCGCACUUUGUGUAUUGCAAGGAAAUUUCAUCAGCUCUAACUCAGGCUAAACUUUGUUACAAAUUAGUUGUUCUAAACUCUUAUUUGACACACUGUUCAAUGCUAGAGGAGGUGAAAGUUUGCACUGAGACCAGUCAAUAAAGUUCAAUAUAAUCUGAAGCAGCAAAAUUUAUGUGACAAGCAUCUUAAGUUCCUCGGAAGGUGUCAAUUCGGAUAUUUAUAACCUAUUUGCACAAGUCAAUCACCUAGAGAAACUAAGGGACCAGGAUCUUUAACAGCGACAUCUGAAGGACACUCUCCUGUUUUCACUGCUUGAUAAAGGUCGAAAAGUAUUGUUGGUCCUUACUUAAGUCAGUUUUGGAUACGGUAAUAUCUUCACCUGUGAUCAUUUCAAAAUCAGCAUCUAAACGUUUUUCACAGUCCACCAAAAGUUUGCCAAUUUUUCCUGAGAAGCUUGUUGGCCCAUCUACACUUUCAAACACAUGUCUUGAAGGAAGUUCAUUGGUGUGAAGAAAGCCAAUGAACCAUUGUAUUGGGGGGCCAUGUUUAAUCUCGAGAUUGCGUAUAACACUAUUUAAAACAUAUUUAGGAAUUGUUGGCAAACUAAAUAAAGACGUUUAAAAAAAUUAGAACAUUAAUAUUUUGAAGAACAUAUGUUACAGAAUGUUUUCUUAUUACCAUUGGACAAACAAAAAUUUAGAAAUGAAUUUUAAGCAAUUUAAAUUUUUAAUUUAAUUUUUUUGUUCAAACUUUAAGCUACAUGCGCGAAUUAAAGAUGAUAAUUUAGAUUAUUUUUACCGAAGUCUACGUAAAAAACUGUACCUUUUGAAUAAUAAUGGGAUUUUAAAACCCCAAAAUAUUUUUUUCGAACCAUCCUACUCCAGAAUUAUGUACUGAUAGUAAGAUCAGAAAUAAUGCUUUACGUAUACUUUGUUUUAAAAAAGUGAAUUGAAACUUUUUUCUCCAAAUCAAACGAUUUUGAUCAUUUUAGGAUAAAUUUGGAGGAUUAUAAAGGGUUGUUAAUCACUUCUAGAAAUUAUCUUUAGAUUUAGCAAUAAAACAUUCUGUUAUAUUCCCAGAUUUUGAUUUAUUUAAAUUGGAAAGUAUUUGUAUUUUACUAUAAUAGAAAAUGUGAUAAAAUUCUCCAAAUUUACCCUGAAUUAGUAUGAGAUAGGUAGGUGGUGACAUGAAAUCAAUUAUCAUAGUUUUCCAUGUGCCCAAAAUUUAAAUUUAUAAUUAAAAUAUUUUUUUCAUAUUACGUAUGUACAUAAUUCUGGACCACCUUCUAACUUUAAAUGCGCUAAAUUUUAUAAUGUUGUAUCUAAAAACGGUUUAAAACGAAUUUUAUGUUACUAGGGUGGGUCAAAAAAUAUUUUUUUACAAGUCACAAGAAAAAAAUUGCUAGGCUACAAAAAUUUCAAGUAUGAGAUCUUCAUUUUAAUAGGAAUAUUUUCCACAUCGCAGUUUUUUAUUUUUUUCUUACUCAAGUAAAAAUUGGACAGAAAAAUAUUCUUGAAGAAUUUCUUGGAAAAUUAGUUAAACCUCACUAUUUUUUAUUCAUGAACUUUAUAAUUCGACAAUAAAUAAAUAUUAUGAAAUGUUUAAACUUAGAGUUCAUAGAAAAAUUUAAUUGAGUACCUACAAGCGAAUUGAUCGUUUGAUUUUCUCGGCUACAUUAGGGUGGGCUAAAAAAACUUUUUAAGCUACUACGAAAAUAUCUUUCGAGAUGACGAAAAAAAAAUUCUGGUAAAGUUUGAGCUUUUAAUAUCAUUAAUUAGUGUCUUAUCGUGAUUUUUGGUUUCCUAUUUAAAUUACAUAAUUUUUGUUCUGAAUAUUAAUGUAUUUCAACGAAUUAUUGUGUAGUAAAAAAAAAUAGAUAUUUUGUAGGAAAUUAAAUGACCUACAAAAAAGGUCUGAAAUAGUUUUUCGCUAAGUCAACUCGGUUAAAAGUUAUUUGCAGUUGAAGUUCAACCUAAAAUAAUAUAUGACUUUCACAAUCUUUUAUAAUGCCCUACAAAAAAAUGUAUUAAAAACAUAAAAAAACAUAUUUUUCGAGAUUUUUCUCAUUUUUACUUUUAACAAAUUUAUUUAUACAAACUUAUGUUAUAUUACCACGUUUCGAAUGAAAGCGUCGAAAACUGGUUUCAAAUAACAAAUUAAAAUCUUUACAGCGUUUCCGACUACAUUAAAAUCAGUUUAUAUAAGUUUUUCUCAAACAGUUUGGGAAGAAAAAAUUAGAAAUAUCACGAAAAAUAUGUUGCUUUAUUUUUUUUUGUAGAACAUUAAAUUUCCUACAAAAUUCUUCAAGAAUAUUUUUCUUUAUAAUAGAUUAAUGAUGAUGUAUUAAUUUUUUCUGAUGCGGAGGAUCAUUUUAUGAAAUUUACAAUUAAGGGCAUAUUUUGGUGAUAAUUUUUCUAAGGUGUCUAACAACCAAUUUUAUAUCAGUACAAAAUAUUUGAAUUUUUUAACUCACCCUAAUGUCUACAGAGCAUUUUUUGACAUUUCCAACUCCUAUUGCUAUUUUGAAAAUGACCAUUAGAAUUUUCAAAUAAUUAUAUAAAAGUUUUGUACUUACCUUUGUGUAAUUGUAAAGUUGUUACCAAUUUUGUUGCCACUUAUGUUAAGAUGGUUUCUUGUUGGUUGUAUAUUAUCAUAUUUUGGAUAUAUUUACAAAUUCAUCACUAGAUGUAUUAAUAAACAAUUCAUUUUUAAUUACUUCACAAAUUUCAUUUGUUUAUUAAAUUUUUAGUUAAUUAUUACAUAAACUUUAAUCUAGCGAAUCAUUUAUAAAGAAUAACUCGAAAAUCCAUAAAAUGGUUGUAGUUACUUUAAAUUUUUGAGGGUGAAACAAAUAAAUGAAAGAUGUAGAAAAAUUAGACCUUGGACGAAUCAAAACUUGCAGGAUUAUUGAAAAUUGGCUUCUAUUGAAUCAUUUAUGUCAAUUUAUUCAUUCCCAUUACUAAAUUAGCUGCCGAAAUUUAUAUUAUCUUCUAAUUCCAUUAAUUUAUCGCUGAAUUGCAAGUUAAACAAAUAGUCAAUAAAAUUGAUGACUCUUAUUAUGAUCACAACAGGUAGCUAUUUUUUUAUUUUUCCCAAAUAUUCACUAUUCCAAAUUUUGACAUUUCCAAAAUUGUCUUCCAAGAAUAUUUCGUUGUACAGUUUUUGUUCUAAAAAUUUUUUAUUAGGAUUGAAAUAUGAUUGCUAAAAUUCGACAGGUAUUUUAUGGUUUUCUCGAAUAUUAUCACAAUGUAAUAACCUGAUAUCAAACUUUGUAUCCAUUUGAUAAAAAAGUGAAGUGGAUUAACGAGGAGAAAUGGUGUUCACUUAAAAAUAUUAAAAAUCAAAAUUAAGAAACGUAACAAAGUCUUAAACUAUCGAGUAAUCAACAAUUUAACAAAAGCCUAUAUCUUUGACCUACUAGUAGUGGGGAAGCAUUAAAAAAAACAGGUUUGAGCGUCCCUAACUUUGGGUAAUGCCGCUCAGGGUUAGGGGUAAUCCCACCCAGAAUAAAUAGUGUGAGCCUACAGUCCGCAGAUGGUGUAGUGAUACCACAACUCGUUAUUUUUUUCGAAUUCCUCGCAAAUAAUACAUUUUUUAUAAUUUUCAUCGUCUACUUGCAUUUCAUCAUCUUCAUCUCCAAUCUCUCCACUUUCUCGUCAAAUUUUUUCUCUUCUAAGAUUUUUGUUUCUUCUUCUUUUCUAUAUCAACUUUCUUUGGUUUUGAUUUAUCAUCUUUACCGGUUUUCUUGAGUUUCGCCGUUUUUUUAUAAUCUUUGUCCUCUAAAAGGACUUUCAUAUAAGUCGCAGCUAAAAUUGUAGAAUGUUGUUUUCGCUUUCUUUGACCUGGCUUAGAAGUUGGUGCUAUAGUUGGUGUCGUUGCUAUAGAAGCCAAGGAUACCGUAGUUUUUUGAUUAUGAUCAAGUUCUUGGUUAUCCUUAUUUGAUGGACCUGCCAGAGGAGAUGUAUGUCCUGAAAUUAUGUCCAUACCAUCAUACAGCGCAACUUCAAAUUUCUGGACAUUUCGGUCUUGAUUUUCUAUAAUUACUUGUGCCAUCAGUGACGCUACCAGAAAAUCUUGAUCAGUAAAAAAUUCGGGUUCAAUCGGAAAAUUCCCGUAGCUCGAGAUCCUUCGAUCAAAAUUGUUUUUGAUAUUAUUGAGCUCAGCAUACUUCUAAACAAGUUUACGCAGAUCUGCGACAUUAAGUCUGUAGUAAAGCAAACCCAGCAACUCAACUUAUAGCUAUUUCAUUUUUUGCUGUUGGGUGAAAACAGGCUUACUACCUAGUCUUCGGUUGUUCGCUUUCAUUUUUUUAGUCGAUCUCUCAAGGUAUUAAAUGAAAUGUUAUAUUGUAUUAAAGCUUCUUUUGGACAUACGUCCUUCAAUCGCAGUUUUAGCAGACAGAAGGUUUCCUUCGGUCCAAGCUGCUUUCGCGGUGGUCCUUUGCCGAUUUCCUGGCAUAUCUACAACAAUAAAAUAAUGAGUCACUACGGGGUAAUGGCGUUCAGCUGAGCCGUCGUUUCGUAAAUAAUUUGAAAAUAAAAAAAACCAUAUACACUUAUUGAAAAUUGAUUUCAUUAUGACAAAAUUGGAUAGAUUUACUGUCUGAAAGUAAAACUAAUAACUAAAUAACAAUCAUAGUUCUUAACUUACAAACACCACGUAACCAAAAAUUAUAACAACUCGGCCGCAGUGAACGUCAUUCUCCAUCGUUACCGAUACUUAUAUUAUCCAGAUAGAUCACGAUCGGCUAAACACGUUUGAUUUUUUCAGUUAUAACACAGUUGGUGCAUUCCACUGAGCGUUCACGGCGCCUGAAAUACUAUUUUGGGCGUUCCACAAAGCGACUACGAUCGUUGUGGUCAUGAUUAACGUUCACGACGACCCUUGUCUAGAGAUGGGUCGAAGUGGGGGUUGAAAGAAUACGCGAAAUUUUCAAAAUUUAAGCAACGCAGAUUGCAACCAUGAGAAUCUGUAUAAGUAUUUCAUGCGGUAUUGGAUAUUAAAAGAACUUUUGAGGCAUUCUAGUAACGCACCGCCAAAUAUUUUAAUGUUAAUCGGUUAAGCAGUUCACUAAGAAAUUCAAUAACUUACAAAUUACAACAUAACCUCUUAAAGCUUUCGCCUCAUUUUUCUAUUUUGCCAUUCGUGUGGAAGUGGAACGGGAAAGAUGGUGGUCAUGAACGUUAUUGUCAUGAGUGCUUAGUGGAAUGCAACCAAACUGGGUUUGAACUAUGUAGUUGUACCAAAUCCGUAGCUACCAGAUUGAAAAGCAUUCACAAAUUCUUCUCAAUAAACAUCGUUUUCCAACCAAUGGACAAGCUAAACUACAUGUGUAUCCUGAUUAUAUCCUGAAAUCUAAUGCGAGUAUGAGAUGGGGUGGGAAAAAUAUAUGGGCCAUACCAGCGUAUACUGCUCGAAUAUUCGCACUCUCGAUAACAGACCUAGACAUAUCAAACCCCAAUUCAGCAAUUUAAAGGAAUCCGAUGAGUAUCUCUAAAUAAAAGAGGGCAACAAAAUCCGUAAUAAGACAAAAAUAUCGUCAGAACCUGACACAUCUGAAGGAAAUAACCAACUAAUUUUCGGAUCUAAUUUCCCGAUUUAUCAAAAUCAAAAUUUAUAUUAUGCAUUCGGUGCAGGAUGAAAUCCUUUUAUAGAUGAUUCCACUCUGCCCUAUUCUAUUCACUAUUCCACAAUUAUGAAUUUGAAAGUCCCAUAUUUCCAGUGACAUUGUGGCCUCUUGCUCCAUCUUAUUAUAUCUCAGUAUCCAAAAUAAAAUUUUUGGUGGUUAGUCUGUUACUAUUCUGGCAAGGUUGUUAAAUCAUUUUCAUUUUAGCUUCUGCGUAUUAUAAACGUAACUUUGGUUUGCUCUCUAAUUAUUGUGCUUUCUCUACUAAUUUUUUCCACCAGGAAAAGUAUGGCAGGUCAUUAGCCCCACUUAUUUUGGUGAAAAAUUUGCAAUUAUAGCGAAACUUUUUUGUUUUUGUGUUUGAGUGACCAAGGUUUCUUUUUAAAUGUACUAUUUUUCUACAGUUUAGUUUUUAGUUGAGAUUGUUUAAUAUUUUAUUGACCUACAAGUUGAAAUAAAAUCAAGAGAAAAUCUAGGUCGUGUUACAGUUUACUUAGACAUUACUAAAAAAACUUGUACAAUGUAUAUAUAAAUGUGUAUUUUUAAUUGAUAUCGUUAAAUUAUUUCUAUAAUGAUGAAAUGAUGAAUUUUUAUUUCUAUUGGAAUAAAUUUUUCUUUUGUCACUAAGAAAGCAGUAUAAAAAUUUUACAGCUGGAUAUAUUUUCAUCUUUUUUAUUUAUGCCCUGAUUCAUUAUGUAAUGUUAUCAAUAAACUCAUAAGUAUA
Diorhabda carinulata is the source of this 17469-nucleotide messenger RNA. It is a transcript of the gene Hcf, whose product is annotated as host cell factor 2. Gene Ontology annotation, cellular component: histone methyltransferase complex. The transcript has 14 exons. Bases 285 to 3866 code for a protein of 1193 amino acids. NCBI's taxonomy places the organism in Eukaryota, Metazoa, Arthropoda, Insecta, Coleoptera, Chrysomelidae. The record is from RefSeq and is a predicted model, not a curated record. Gene Ontology annotation, biological process: regulation of DNA-templated transcription; chromatin remodeling. Gene Ontology annotation, molecular function: transcription coactivator activity; protein binding.